ACCCGAUUGGCGAUCAGUUCACUAGCAAUCGUACAACGGUUCGGAUCGGUUAUUUACGGACAGAACAGAACACAUCAAUAGCUAUUUGUUCAUAUUCUUAACAAGAACAAUCAGAAAGAUAAAGAAGAAAAAGUGAAAGGACAAAGUGUCGAAUACACGAUGAUUUCGGAAAUAUUUAACACCGUACACAAGGCUCGCUUUAGCGGCAUUAGAAUUGUUCCAGUGAACGCUCCGUCCUUGUACCAGGAGUGCGUGAAAGUGUUUGUGGCCGAGGUAAAUCGUACAAACAAAAAUGGAAAACGCAUUUCGGAGCUGCAAUUCCUUCCGACGGCGGCGCUUGUAAACAUCUUCGAGGAAAUGUGCAAAUAUCCGACGCUGAGAACGUUUCUUCGUGAGGCGUUGUCGGACCCAGUGCUCUUCAUGAGAAUUUACACCGGGCACAACACCAAUCAGCUAACCGUGGACCAGUGUCUGCGGGAGGCUAACCUAAGCGGAAAGCCGGUUCUACCGGAUUUGGCCGCAAAUUACUGUGAUAUGGCUCGUAAAGAUCCACUGGAGGCUGGAUCUCCGGCGUUUAUGAGUCGCAUUCUAGGCGCGCUGAAGUUGGGCACCUAUCUGCACGAAGCCGGUUGGUCAAAGUCUAGCGUUGGCGUGCUAAACGUAGCAAAAGACAUGAUCUCAUUGAUUAGGAACAAUCGAUUCCAUAAAAAGCUCGAACUGGAUUGCAUUCAGCAGUUGCUACGAGCGGAGGGAGGCUGCAUGGCCUCAAAGGCCGACCAAACGUGUGAUACGUUACUUUCAUUGAUCGCCAACGUUACAGACGUUAAUAUUCUAGUCAAGACGUACCUACAGGUGGCAAACCACCACUACCGCGCUCAGCGCUUCGAUGAGUGCCAUGAAUGGGCACUUAAAACGAUGAAUCUCAUCACCGACUCAACUCCGAUCGAAGACAUCAUCGAGGUACUUCAGCUGGGUGCACUUUUUUGCUUCUCCAAGGAACGUUUCGACCUUGGCAGCAUGCUAAUCAGUCAGGCUAUACAGCGAGCUCGUUCGCACUGCGGAAAUCAUCAGAGUCGCCUUUAUGCGGAUGUCCUCCAGACCUACGGCCAGUGUCUGCUGAAAAUGGAUGCCAUUUCUGCUGCCGUCUCGACAUUCAUGGAACUGCUGGAUGUAAUUACCAAGCUGUACGGAAAGUUAACCCCUCACGUUCCAAUCAUCCAAGGAUAUCUGGCGUACGGCUUUUACAUGCGGUCGCAGACUACCGGCCGUUUCGACAUGGCCUUGGAUCAGAUUGAUCAAGCAAUCUCUUUGGCGAAACAACUGAUUCCAUCCAACGGGCAAGUCAUUGAUAAUUUCGGUCAGAUUCGUGCGUCGAUCUUGAAGGGUCACGAUAGUGUUGUAGCUGCAACCAAAGAACGAAAGCCGAUGGGGCUAGGCAGUUAUCAGAACUUUAGGUUUGCGGAGAUUCGUGAUAAAUAUUUCGAACUGAAUGCUUCUUUCUAGAGUAGUGCCAUUGAUAAAAUGAAAUAAUCGCUUAUGUUAAGCUACACUAUGCAAAAUUAAAUUGUUAAAGUUUAAGUAAUUGUACAAAUAAUAAAGUGUGUUUAAUAAUCAGAA
Malaya genurostris is the source of this 1617-nucleotide messenger RNA. RefSeq lists its product as uncharacterized. NCBI's taxonomy places the organism in Eukaryota, Metazoa, Arthropoda, Insecta, Diptera, Culicidae. Gene Ontology annotation, molecular function: protein binding. The record is from RefSeq and is a predicted model, not a curated record. Gene Ontology annotation, biological process: intracellular protein transport. Bases 160 to 1503 code for a protein of 447 amino acids. The transcript has a single exon.